AUGGGUAUUUCUGAUUCGACCAAACCCAUAUACCAUGGCCGUGAUGAUGAGGACUUUGAAGAAUUUCUGGAGGCCUAUGAAGCGUAUGGUGUAUCAAAGGAUUGGGAUGAAGAUAAAAUGCGGCAA
Racocetra persica is the source of this 126-nucleotide messenger RNA. Lineage: Eukaryota; Fungi; Glomeromycota; Glomeromycetes; Diversisporales; Gigasporaceae. The record is from the annotation of a GenBank genome assembly.